Molecule: messenger RNA, 7333 nt
Organism: Xyrichtys novacula (pearly razorfish)
Lineage: Eukaryota; Metazoa; Chordata; Actinopteri; Labriformes; Labridae
Source: the annotation of a GenBank genome assembly
GUGUGUGUAUCGGUCGAGUGGAUAGACAGACACAGAUUGUAACUCACUGUAACUGAAGCGGGUCAUUUAUUCGGACUUAAAUUCAUUAUUAAAUCAACCAUGAGUCUAAAAAUGGACACGGAGUCCGUUUGGACGACAAGUGAGGUGAGGAAAAGUUCACAUUUCUCGUAAAUGAACCAUGGAAACUAAAGAGAAGGGGGCAACAGCGACGCGAGAGGAGUCCGUGGACGAACCGUGGCAGCCCGGCAGAUGAGGGGAGAAUGGACGGUGUGAAAAGUGGACCGAACCAGGACUAAACCACCUGCCUGGUUCAACUCGGGCAGUACACCACCCUCCUCUCCGUGUCAGAUGCCUCCGCGGGGCGAUAGUGGCUAUAAGCCGGCACCGGUGUCCCCAGCUCCGCCUGUACCGCCGAGGAGGGUCCGCAGCCGGGAAAGGGGCUCCGGGAGGACACGGCGGUCCGGGGCAGGGGCAGGGUCCGGGUCUGGAGCCGCGGCCGCAGAGAGGCGGGUGAAGUGUGUGCUAGUCGGGGACGGAGCUGUGGGAAAAACCAGCCUGGUGGUCAGCUACACCACGAAUGGAUACCCUACCGAGUAUGUCCCCACAGCAUUUGACAACUUCUCAGGUAAUCAAGUUAAUUCAACACAGUUUUACCAUCAGACACUAGGCCUAAAUCUAAAACCACAACUUGACCUCAAAACUUGUAAAACUGUUGAAUCAGGACAUUUUUUUAAAGCUACUGGACACAUCACAGCUGCUUUCUCUUCUUUAUGUAUGCCAGAUGUAUCAUUCAUAGUUUAUUUAACAAGAUAUUAAUUCACAGUGGACAAAAGAGUAGCCAGAAUAAAAUAUAUUUUCAGCUUUUUAAAAGUUUUAUUGUUGCCCAGUUAAAGAUGAGACUGUUACUCAGUGAAUUCACUGUUACAUACUUGGUGUCAUUGGCCUUGUUUGUUAGUGUUAUUAACUACAUCAUGUCCUAUGGUGUUUGUAUUUGUGUUUACAAAGCGGUUGUAUCAGUGGAUGGACAGCCAGUGAAACUACAACUCUGUGACACAGCUGGACAGGUCAGUAAUUUUAAAUCUGAACACACACACACACACACACACACACACACACACACACACACACACACACACACACACACACACACACAAAAGCCUAGGCAGCAGCAUUUCCUGUAGUUGUUUCAUUUGUGUUUGAAACAGUCCCAGUGAUGAGACUUCCUCUCUGAAGUCUGCUCUCCGUGGUGUGCUCAAUGAGAGAUUAUUUGGUCUUGACCAUUUUUGUCCUGAGUCGUAAUUUGAUAACAGGAAGAGUGGACGGACAGCAAACGAUGACUGUUCUUUGAGGAAAUUGAGACAAGGCUCUCUAGUUGUAUAAUGUCCCUCUGGGCCCACCAGGACUUCUGAAAACAAACAAACAUUAAAAAAAAGUUAACUUUGAUAGAAAAAUCAUCUCAACAACAAAACAAGAAUGAAUAUGUCUUAAGUAGAAAUAGAGAUUAAAAAGUCAUUAUUUUGGUUCGUACUAAUGCUACCAUAAUGUAUUAUCUGCUGAUACACAUCAUAUGUUCUCUUGAAUCAGUGUGUCUUCAGAAGUUAAAGCAGAAUGAUCUCGGGGAUUGCAGUAAGUAGACAGAGUGGGAGAUGACAGGAAGAGACGGAAAAUCAGUGGGGAGAAACUCGUCACAUCAUCAGAGUUAAUAAUCAGUCUUUAUAAAAUAUUAUCCUAAGAUGUGUUUGAUUAACAGAGACAGAAAGUCUAAAUAUACUGUACGUUCCACUUUCAAUUAUUCCACUUGGUGUUUAUGUUUAUGUGCUGGUUAUUAUUUAAAUGUUAUUAAAUUGUUUCACUUCCUCUAUGUUUACUCCGUUGAUCUCUUUAGGAUGAGUUUGACAAGCUGCGGCCUCUGUGCUACACCAGUGCAGAUGUCUUCCUGUUGUGCUUCAGUGUCGUCAGUCCUGCAUCUUUCCAGAAUGUUCCUGAGAAGUGGAUCCCAGAGAUACGCAGACAUGCCCCGCUUGCCCCGCUUGUUCUGGUCGGGACUCAAUGUGACCUUCGAGAGGAUGUCAAGGUACAGUAUAUUUAGUCUAUUAACAUACAUUGAUUCUCUGUAUACCCAGUCCUAGGCCCUCUCAGCUCUUCUUGGACCCUCCUCACCAAAAUUAAUUUAUUAAAGAUAUUGCAUAUUUAAAAAAUAAGUUAUUGAACACACUUUGACUCUUGUUGGUGUAAACAGUAAGUUUGCAAAUGUGUGAAAUUAUUUAGGUAAUCAGCUCUUUCACAAAAAACCAUGUUAGCUUAACAGGAAUAGGAUAGGGGCCUCUACCAUUAACAAUAGCCCUGUUGUGUUCAGUGUGUAAUGGCAGGUUUGAGUUAUCUGACAUGGGUUUAUGGAAGUUUGACUUCCUCCCAAAUACUGCCGCCAAAUCAAAAUGUUUGCUGGAUUCCUGUAUGAAGUGAUUAUUGAUGAAACCCGUUCUUACCGAUUUGUUAGUAUUCUCAGUACCGAGCUCUGAAGGUUCAUUAAUGUAGUAUCGUCUCCUCUCUUCAGGUUCUCAUUGACCUGGCUAAGUACCGGGAGCGACCUGUGGACCCGGCAGAUGCAAUGGACUGUGCAUCGGAGAUUGGAGCUGUGGCCUACAUGGAGUGCUCUUCUCUGACACAGAAAAAUUUGAAAGAAGUUUUUGACACAGCCAUACUGGCCAGCCUGCAGAACUACAGCUCCCAUAAGCACCAGAGAGGGAAACAGAAACGAAGAAAAAAGCAAAGGCAGACGCCAGAGAAGAUGAAGAGUCUGUCCAAGUCAUGGUGGAAAAGGUACUGCUGUGUGGCCUGAACCUCUGAGGUUUUACUGUAGAAGUUAAAGAUCCUUUUUGGAGUUGUCCUGGACCAGAUUCAGCCUGAAGUUUUGCCCAAAAUCAGCAUCAUUUGGGUUUUUUCUUUUAAUGGAGCUUCAUGUUGAACAAGACCACUGAUUAGCUGCUGGGAACCAAAGUAACAUCGAAGAUAUUUUUAUGUUUUUUGAUCGUAUCAUGAUCGUUUGUGGAGAACUUUUUGUUUUAUCAGGGAUAAAAUGAACUAUUGAGACCAGGAUGGUUCUACCAGGACCUGCCCAGUAAACUUUGCAGUAUUGAAAUCAUUAACCAGGUUGGAAUCAAUUUGCCUCCAGACAGAAAGACCUCCUCUGCGGGUAAAGUUACUCACUGGGACAAACAGAGGAGCCUCUCUAUGUGAAGUGGACUGUCCAGAUUAAACAAGAACAGAUGUAUUGAUUUUCUCACCUCUUUGUGACACAUUAAUGGAGCAGUGUUCAGCCCGGUGUGCUGAUGAAACCUCUCCAACCAUAUAUGGAUUUAUGUGGCCUUGUUAUAAAAAAGGAAAGGAGUCUGACUCUGUAGACUGUGCGUGACUGUCAUGAAACUGCCUCUGAACUGGGCCUUUAUUCUAACUUGCUUGUAGUGUUAGUCUGGUUUUCAUGAUCAGAGGGAACUUUUGACUGAAACAGGGUCGAUCAGACCAAACUUUGUCCUUUCAUGAAGAAGUUAUCUGGAUUUUCUGACCCACAGGCAAUCACUGAGCAUGAGCAAAACAAUUUACACAUUCACCCCAUGUUAAUUUUAGAGCUUGAAUAACUGAGACCAUUGUUAUCAUCAAAGAGCCCUCUUCACUGAGCAGCUAAUAACUGUAUCAUGAUGAUGACAACCAGUGUUUGGCUCAGGGUGAGGCCAGACCAAAUUUGUUAGAUGAGAUUCAGACUUCAGGCUUAUCAUAUCUUUUUUGAAAACCACUAAUUCCAACCAAGAUAAAAAACAAAGAUUUAUAUAAGAGGUGAAUUAAGCCACUAAGAAGCCUUUUGAAUUUCACUGUUUUAGUAGCCGCCAUUCAGGUGUUUUGUAGCCAGAAGUGAAGACAUUUGUAAGAUAGCAGGACAGAGUUCGCCUAAUGCUAAGUCACUGUUAGUGUUUGGUUCUCAAGGUGCAAGUUGUUAUCCAUGUUAGUUAUGCUGUAUCUUUGUUUCAAAACUCAUUGCCAGUUCACAUAGAGCAAGCUUUGUGCAGAAUUUAGAUUAAAUUAGCUCCUGACAAGACAAUUUACAGGUAGUGUUAGCGGCAAUAGGUUGAUCACUGAAGAGCACGUCCAACUUUAAUGUUAAGAUUACUCAAAAUGGGACCACAAUUUAGAAAAUUCACAUUCUGCUGUGCUGGAAAAGAAUUGAGACUACUCAUUGAGAGUGUACACUGCCUGAGGGAGGGAUAAACUAAGUAAAGAACGGGUCACUUUCUCAGACAUCCAUACAACUGUGUUUUCCUUUUGUUACCAGUGGAGUCGCCCCCUUCAGGUCACAAGCUUCACUUUUUUUUUUUAUCGUGACCACGUCCUUUCAUAUUCAUGUGGAAAUAAUGACUGGAAAACAACAAGGCAAUGAUACUAACCACAAAUCUUAGUGCUAUAAAAAUACACAAAACUAUAAAACUCUGCACACAUGUGAGCAAACAAGUAACAGAGAUACAAGGAGUUUUCCAUUUGUACAGAAUUUAAUCUGCCACUGAAUGACAACACCAACCCUUAAUCAUUCACACAAAUCUAUGUUUGUCUGCAGACUGGUCUCUCAUCAAUAGGUUAAGUUCUGCAUGUGUGAUGCAGAUAUGAGAAGAAAAACACAGAGGAGACCACAGUUGCCACACCUGUCUUUGUACAUUGUUUAAAUUAAACAAGAAUAAAUCCCAGUAAUUUUCAGCUAUCCCUCCACAGUUCUUCUGCCUGAAUGGCUCUUUGUAUGAGGGUCUCUGAGGCAGAAAGGAAAAAGGUUGCAACAGGGUGCAGUUUACUGAAUUCACAGCUGAUCUGCAAUUACUGUGCAGAUGCAUAAAAGGCGAUAAAUACUGGUCAGACAUUAACACAAAUGAUUUUUACUAACUCUGAUCCUAUCCCUGAGCAAUUCUUAAUGUAAAAUUAAACCACUGUCAGGAAAUUGGAACAAGUUCAACCUUUAUCAACGUUAAAAUGUUAAAAUUCUGAAUUUAAAGAGUCACUCUUUCUGCUGUUUGUAUCACAGCAACUAUCUCACAGUACUUCCCGAGAAGUAGUUUGCAGUCCUACACCCUUAUCCGAACCCAGAUUUCCUGAGAUAUUACUCUAAAGGUCAUCAUCGAUCAUGCUCUGGAGGAGGUUUUGUGAAAUCCUGGACUGAUAUCAAAUUAGUUAAAUGUCAAAUACCUUAGAGCCUGGGAAGUUGUAACCUCCUCAAAACAUAUCCUAGUAAUGGGUUAGUUUACUUUGAAAACUCCAUUUAUCUAUCAAGUAUUCAUGAUUUUCUGGCUUCAUUUUUUAAAUUACCAUCACAUUUUUUAAAAAUAUGGUUUAAAGGAAGAUCUCUCCUGAAAUGAAGGAGAGUUAGCAUUGAUGUGCCCUGAAACUAAUUUGAUUCAAAGAUUACUUUCAUUUACUUUGAAGAAAUUAUAUGUGUUAAUAACUAUAGCCAGUAUAAAAGUACGCUUUACACGGCAACUUCAACUUAUAAACAUCACCAAAAGCUUGUUCCAACCAUCUUUAUUUUGGCAAACAGUGUUUUGAAAUUUAGGAACACUGUUGUUUUCUGAGGACUCAAAUCAAACGAAAUGUUGAGUUUUGACCUGAGUGUGAAAGUUUAAAUCCUGACUUAAGGAGUAGUGAAGCUGUUUGGAAGUUUUAUUGCAGACAAUAUUACAAAUGCGUGUGAAUGGAUUCAUUGUGUUCAUGCUUUGGAUUGUUUCUUGCUGGGAAAAGACAUAAUAAGAUGCUUGUCUUGCUGCGUCUGUGCUCACGGUGGAUUUAAGUAGGGUAAAGGUCAAGCAGACCCUUAUGAUAACUGGUAUUUCCUCUGCCAGGUUUCUCUAUUUAUGUCUGUUUACAUGCAUAAUGUAUGGAGAGCAUAACAAACAUCUCAUCACAGUGCCUCUUGGCAGAUGUGCAGCUUGUAUUUAUGUCCUACAACAAAAUUUCAAAUGAUUCUGUCCAAUUCUUGAUAUCAGUUAGUCAUGACAAAAAAAAAAGAAUGUUUUUAACAACUGUAACAGAGAUUUGAAGAUGAAUGCAUCUUUGAAUAUGUCAUAGUAACACAAGUUUCAAGGAAUCAAUGAGUCAGUUUAUAGGUAUGUCAUAUAUAGAGCAUCUAUGUGCAGAGCAAGAUAGCAAACUAAAGUCACACCAUGUAAGGCUAUAGCUGUUCAUCCUCCAUACACCCUGGUUAUAUCGAAGUGAAGCUUUCUUUGAACUUUUCAUGGGAUGUUCUUAUUUCUCCGUCAAAAUUCAUACGUGCUUUUGCAUAUUCUAUGUUUGUAUGACAGAUGUUUGGCUCUGUGAUGUUGAACAGGCAGGUCUCUGAAAGUGUAUUAUUGUAUAAGAACAGUGUGAGAAAAGACGAAGUAGUGACAGAUGGAUUGCAAAGUGUAGAUGUUUAGUUGAAGAUCAGACAGUAAUGUUGGUUGAGAAUACUGUGAAGCUUGGAUGUGGACUUUUUAGCAUAUAUGAGUCAGAUUAACCAUACAAAAACAUUGUAUAGAAAAAAAAAUAUACAGUGUCCAUUGAAUCACACACAGUUUCUUUGCUGUUUGCCAGCUCUUAUAUAGGAUACAGAUACAAGGUGUUUAAUCCAACUACAGCAGUAAAACAGCCUCUGAAUCCAGUCUGUCAAGAUAAAAAAUGAACUCCUUCUGAAUGUGAGGCUCACUUUAUCACUGUGUAAACCUCAGUUCAUCAGUUAGACUUUCUGACUAACCAAACACAUACAUAAUCUUUAAUCCCAUAAACUCUAAAAGUUCAGUGAGGUCAAACUAACGCAGACAGUCUACAGGAAUAGACAGCAAGGUUCAUUCUUUAGAUUUGUGGUUUUUUUUGACCCCCUUUAGCACACCUGAGCUUAUUCACAUGGGACACCAGCUGAGGAUUUAUCAGUGGAAACCAGACCCACCCAGCCUGAGUGAAACAUAGCUGUGUUUUCAUUUUUUCCUGCAUGUAAAAACAUUGCUUUGAGACAGCAGCUGCUGCAGUCUGCUCACUCUGAAUUCUCUGUUUUAGCCGAGAGCGUCAUUCAGAGCAAAGUGUGUCUGUACAGAAGUUUUAUAUCCUGAGAAAUAAAGAGUAUUUGGUAUAAAUAAGCUGUGUUUGGUUGGUUUGAGGCUGUAGACAGUGCUGUGGACUGAGAAUGUGUGUUUAAAUAUAACGCCUGUGUGUAUGUGACCUUUGACCUCUGACACUGUGAAAGGCUGGCUGUAAGUGUAAAGGUAUACUCUUGAAGAUGGAGUUUGUGUUUGUAUCAUGUUUGUGGUUUUUUUGUUUGUCUCCAACUCGA